UUUCUAAUUUGUAGAAGAAAUCGUCGAUGGUAAAAUUAAGACCACGAACUGAGUCGACCAUCAUUCACCAAUCAGGAAUCACCAUUACGGUAUCAAGUAAUCAUCAGUAGAUCCUGUUGUUUCAGUCCACCCUUCCCUUUUUCUCUCUCAUUUCAGUCGUGCUGUGGAAGUUCCAGUUUGUAGAAAACUCUAAUUUUCUAAAUCUUUACCAGGAGUUGUAUUCAGUUUGUGGAUAUUGAGAUUAGUUUUGGCAUUUUUGCAUAUGGGUUCAUUUCAAAAUAUUGUUUAUUAUUGCUGUGUAUCGAAGGGUGGUCGAGUUUUGUACGCAUAUAAUGGUGCAGACCAUGAGACUGAGAACUUGGCUGCAUUGUGUUUGGAGAUGACUCCUCCCUAUCACAGAUGGUAUUUUCAGACCAUGGAGAAGAAAACCUUUGGGUUCUUGAUGGAGGAUGGCUAUGUGUAUUUUGCUAUAGUGAAUGAGAGUCUUGGCAACAGGGGAGUUCUUCGGUUUCUAGAAAAUUUGAAGGAUGAAUUUAGGAAGUUGGCAAAAAGAGGUUCAAAUAGGAGUAUGUCUAAUCUGAGUUCUGUGUGUUUACAAGAACAAUUGGUGCCCGCUAUUCAACGAAUGGUUGCCUCAUUGGAGCAACUCUCAGUUACAGGGUCUAAGUGGCCGGAUGAGACUAAGGAGCUCUCUCCUUCGCCAUGUAACAAUGCCAAUGGUCAGAUAGAGACCAGUACUUCUACAAAAGCCCCUUUACUGGGAAAGCCGAGCAAGCAAGAGAGAAAGCAAAUGAAAGAACAUAUAAUUGCUAUGAGACAUAUUGAAUUGGAGGAACAUCGAAGAUCUACAGAUAGAGUCAAGGUUGAUCCAGGAGCUAUGGACUUUAACGACCAAGGUUCAACAGUUGCUCCAGUCUCAUUACAAAAGGAUAUUGGAUCAAUGAGGAGAAGGUCUAGCUCUCAAAACUUGCAAAAGAAGUGGUGUCGCCUAGUGCGGAUUGUUCUUGCCAUUGAUGCUCUAGUGUGUCUUGUGUUACUUGCAAUUUGGUUAGGAAUAUGCGGUGGUGUGAAGUGCAUUCGUUAAGUAGUCUGACUUUGAGCUUUAUAAGAGCAUCUCCAAUUGUGGUGUACAAUUAUGUGUAAAUUGGUAUUUCUAAAAUUACUUUUGCAUCCUCAUUUACAUUCCAAUGAAUUCAUUUUGCUCCAAUGGAAAGAUCUAAAUCUACUUUUGGGCUCUUGUGGAUGUAAAUACAAAUUGCAUUUUUUUUGCAUCUCUACAUUGGAGAGGUUUUUGGCUGCUUUGAAGAUCUAAAUCAUAAUUUAGAUAUAUUUUAUACCACGAUUGGAGAUGCUCUAAUCAUCUUGAAUGGAAGCUAGAGAUUCCAUUUCAAGAUUAUAAAGCUUUGUUUGGCAAAAAAGUCUCCUUUGUAUACAGCUGGCCAUAUCUUGAUGAACAAAGUGCUUUAUGUAUAUCUAAAAGGUAUGAGCUUCAAAUUUCAGGUUAUGGCAUCAUCUUUCCACUA
Molecule: messenger RNA, 1523 nt
Organism: Olea europaea var. sylvestris
Lineage: Eukaryota; Viridiplantae; Streptophyta; Magnoliopsida; Lamiales; Oleaceae
Product: phytolongin Phyl1.1-like
Exons: 2
Coding region: 263-1084 (273 amino acids)
Cellular component (GO): membrane
Source: RefSeq, a predicted model, not a curated record